CCUCUUCUCCCCCCCUCGUCGGUUGCCUUCCAUUCCGUUGUCCAAGGAUCUCACAUCACGCUGCCUCAUUUGGCACUGAAUCGCGGGGGAUCCCUACGGUAUUUGUAGUUCAUCUAAUCUAUGGAUGGAAGUUUUGGCGACGAAGGAGCAGCGGCGUCGGUGCCGCUGGCGAAAUGGAGAAGCGAUUUUUCUAGGGUUUUCCAGCACUACUUGGAUAGAUCUACUCCCCACACCGUCGGCCGAUGGCUCGGGACCACGGCGGUGGCGCUCAUCUACUCUCUGCGCGUCUACUUCGUCCAGGGCUUCUACAUUGUGACCUACGGGCUCGGGAUCUAUCUGCUGAAUCUCUUGAUUGGGUUCCUCUCGCCGAUGGUGGAUCCGGAACUGGAGGCGUCGGAUGGGCUUUCGCUGCCGACGCGGGGAUCUGAUGAGUUCAAACCCUUCAUUCGCCGUCUUCCUGAGUUCAAGUUCUGGUACUCCAUAACAAAAGCUUUGUGUGUGGCUUUUGUGAUGACUUUCUUAUCUGUAUUUGAUGUCCCUGUCUUUUGGCCCAUUCUUCUGUGUUAUUGGAUCGUCCUUUUUGUCCUAACCAUGAAGCGACAAAUCGUACAUAUGAUAAAGUACAAGUAUGUUCCAUUCAACACAGGGAAGCAGAGAUACGGUGGGAAAAAGGGUCCUGGAAGCAGUAGUACAUCCAAGGAUUGAUCUCCGUUUAGGACAGAAUGGAUACACCUAUUUUUCUGUCAUCUAUACUGAUGUUAAAUAUACCUCCUUUUUUUCCUCUUUAGAAUCUGGAGUACAAUAUUAUACAUGUCAGGAUGAAUUUUCUCAAGUAAUGUGACCCUUUCCUCUUCCAUUUGA
This is a messenger RNA of Musa acuminata subsp. malaccensis (wild Malaysian banana), 861 nucleotides long. Its product is annotated as protein RER1A. NCBI's taxonomy places the organism in Eukaryota, Viridiplantae, Streptophyta, Magnoliopsida, Zingiberales, Musaceae. The record is from RefSeq and is a predicted model, not a curated record. Gene Ontology annotation, cellular component: Golgi membrane. Gene Ontology annotation, biological process: retrograde vesicle-mediated transport, Golgi to endoplasmic reticulum; protein retention in ER lumen.